AGAAGCCGAGACUCUCAGAGCAACUGAUGAAUGCGUCGAGAUCGAGCCUCUGCUGGUGGUAAGUGGUCAGUGGUAACCUGGUAACCGGUAGGGCGACAAAGUACUACACCGGAAGAGUGGGCGGAAUGAGACCAGUCCGUCAGGAAUGCUGCAACUGCGACUGCGACUGCGAGUGCAAUUGCUUGCUUUUGAGUUGUCCUUCAAGGGGAAAAAGCAACAAGCGCGGAUCCCCAUGCAUUCUCCCCAAUUGGCCUGCGUCGGCGCGGUAGACUGCAUCUCCCCAUCUUGCUGUCAUGGGCAAUCGGGCGUAUGGAUGGACAGUCUCUCUUCUGAUGGAGUCGCAAGCUGGACGGGCCCGGCGGUCGUCGAGGCUUCGAGCCGUUUCAAGAUCCGCCCAGUUCGUCUCCAUUCAAAUCCCCAUCGCUCAUCACACCUUCUGUACCGUUUUCGGAUACUGGCAUGAGUUUGUGUCCAGCACACGCCUCCCUUUGCUGCCAUCUCUCCGGAACAAGGUUGUCAACGCUCAAUGCUCUCCAGGGAUGGCCGUAGUCAAUUUGGCUUUGGAGGUCCUCUCCACUUUGGCUCAAGGCGGCCACACACUCUUUGUUUCCUGUUUGAUUCUGAUUCUCUCAGAAGCUCCAUCUCUGCAUGCAAUCAAGCGGCAAGCCUCACCUUUUUCCUCCCCCCAAAACCCUGUGCUCGCAUUGUCUUCUUUUAGAAAAAAUUUUUUAGCAACUCUCUCCCCAGCUUGCUGUUCGCUUUGUCUGCGUCCUUUUCAGCAUUUCCACAUUCCAAUUGCUGUUCUCAUCUUCCCAAGCCUAAUCGCUCCUUGUCUGAUUCCAGUAAGAAUAAGACGAACAACGGAGCAAAAGAUCAAAAGCCAGUCUAUCGACAUACGGCAGGAAUAUUUCCUACUAUUGAUCUAUUAUUCCGGCACAUAAUCAUUGCCCCUUCUGGGACCCGUGAUUGGCGGUCGACCAUUCCUAUCUGCAGGCAUCCUCUCUUCCUCGUCGGUUGAUCGACCCGACAACGGGCUGGGUAUCGCUAGCAGCGCCUUGCGUGAGGACUUGCUCG
This is a messenger RNA of Aspergillus versicolor CBS 583.65, 1074 nucleotides long. RefSeq lists its product as uncharacterized. Lineage: Eukaryota; Fungi; Ascomycota; Eurotiomycetes; Eurotiales; Aspergillaceae. Bases 294 to 941 code for a protein of 215 amino acids. The record is from RefSeq and is a predicted model, not a curated record. The transcript has 3 exons.